Lasiosphaeria miniovina is the source of this 561-nucleotide messenger RNA. RefSeq lists its product as uncharacterized. The record is from RefSeq and is a predicted model, not a curated record. The transcript is spliced from 3 exons. Gene Ontology annotation, molecular function: protein binding. The coding region runs from base 1 to 561 and encodes 186 amino acids. Lineage: Eukaryota; Fungi; Ascomycota; Sordariomycetes; Sordariales; Lasiosphaeriaceae.
AUGGCUAAGUACGAGGAGGCCGAGCAAAUGCACCAGCAGGCGCUAGAGCUUAGGGAGAAGGUGCUCGGCCGCGAGCAUCCCUCUACGCUUAGUAGUAUGAAUAACCUUGGGCUUGUGCUUAAGAGCCAGGGCAAGUACGAAGAGGCCGGGCAAAUACACCGGCAAGAACUAAGUCUUAGCGAGAAGGUGCUCGGCCGCGAGCAUCCCUCUACGCUCACUAGCAUGAAUAACCUUGCGCUUGUACUCGGGAGCCAGGGCAAGUACGAAGAGGCUGAGCAAAUGCACCGGCAAGAAUUGAGUCUUAGCGAGAAGGUGCUCGGCCGCGAGCAUCCCUCUACAUGGACGACAGGGCCGGUGCGUUUCGUGGCCGGGAAGCUGUCUCAUCGCCAGGUCGCUAGCAAGCGACGCGUGCAGUCUUAUACGUGCGCCGCCAGUGAGGCGUCAAGCACCAAGAGCGGCGCAGGCGCGUUAAAAGCGCGAAUCAUCCUACGCGUUAACUCGUCUUCCUCGCGGUUCGCGCGGCUGGCUGACGUGGUUCGGUAUAAGGGCGCCAACACGUAA